Molecule: messenger RNA, 1988 nt
Organism: Benincasa hispida (wax gourd)
Lineage: Eukaryota; Viridiplantae; Streptophyta; Magnoliopsida; Cucurbitales; Cucurbitaceae
Product: WAT1-related protein At5g64700-like
Cellular component (GO): membrane
Molecular function (GO): transmembrane transporter activity
Source: RefSeq, a predicted model, not a curated record
CUAUCUUAAACAACACACAUAAUGAGGGUAAUUGAGGGAGAGGGAAAUUAAAUGAGUUUUGAUGAGAAUGGAAUUAAAGAAGCCUCUUAUUGCUGCUAUUAUUGUCCAAAUCACUUAUUCUGGGAUGAGUAUUUUGGCAAAAGCUGCUUUUGCUUCUGGUAUGAACAAUUUUAUUUUCAUUUUUUACAGGCAAGCUUUUGGAACUCUCUUCCUAAUCCCUCCUACCAUCAUUUUCAAAAGAAAAGAAGUAGCAUGUUUAUCAGUUGGAGAGAUGUUCAAGAUUUUCAUGCUGGCCUUACUAGGGAGGACGUUGGUUUUGAUAGCUUAUGGGUUAGGUGUUAAAUAUACAUCUGCAGUUUCGGGUGCUGCAGCAUUUAAUUGUCUUCCUGUCACCACAUUUUUAUUUGCUCUUAUUCUAAGGAUGGAGAAAUUAAAGGUGAGAAAAGCAAGUGGAAUGGCAAAAGUUGGAGGCCUAAUGUUAUGCAUUGGUGGUGUUUCAGUACUUGCAUUUUACAAAGGGCCUCUCAUGAAGCCUCUUUUCAAUUAUCAUUUUUUAGAAACCCACCAAAAAUCUGAUGCUUCUUCUCUCCAAAACACAUGGGCUCUUGGUUGCUUUUUGCUUCUCAUUUCUUCCACCUCUUCAGGCCUCUGGCUUGUUCUCCAGGCAUUGGUUUUGAAGACUUGUCCAUCUCCACUUGUGUUAACGUGUGGACAAACAUUGUCAAGCACUUUCCAGACAUUUGUUGUAGCAAUUGCAGUCGAAACAAAUCCUUCGCAAUGGAGACUGGGUUGGAAUAUUCGUCUCCUUGCCGUUCUUUACUGUGGAAUUUUUGUGAUAUGCACUGGGAACUAUUUGGCAUGUUGGGUCAUCAAGAAGAAGGGUCCUGUUUUUCUGGCUGCUACAACUCCAUUGAAUCUUAUUGCUACUCUCAUUGGUUCACAGUUUUUACUAUCUGAUGCAAUCAGCUUGGGAAGGCAAACUGUUGGGACUCUUGUCUUACUGCCCCCCACCAUAUAUUUCAAAAGAAAGGAAAUGGCAUGUUUAUCAGUAGGAGAUAUAUGGAAGAUUUUCAUGCAGGCAUUUUUGGGGUUUACAUGGGGUUUGAAUACCUAUGGGUUAGGAGUUAAGUAUACAUCAGCAACUUUGGGUGCUGCAGCCUUUAAUUGUGUUCCUGUCACCACAUUCUUCUUUGCUCUUAUUUCAAGGAUGGAGAAAGUAAAGAUAAGGAAAUCAAGUGGAAUGGCAAAAGUUGGAGGCAUGAUGUUGUGCAUUGCUGGUGUUGCAGUUCUUGCAUUUUACAAAGGCCCUUAUUUCAAACCACUCUUCAAUUUUCACCUUUUUCAAACCCAUCAAUCCCACGUUUCUUCCCAGAAAACAUGGAUUCUUGGUUGUUUUUUGCUUCUUGUUUCUACCCUUUCAUGGGGUUUGUGGUUUGUCCUUCAGGCUUGGGUUUUGAAGACUUGUCCAUCUCCACUUGUGUUAACGUUUGGACAAACACUUUCAAGUGCCAUUCAGUCAUUUGUGGUGGCUAUUGCAAUUGAAAGAAAUCCUUCUCAAUGGAAGUUGGUUUGGAACAUUUGCCUCAUUGCUAUUCUUUAUUGUGGAAUUUUUGUAAUUUGCAUUGCAAACUAUUUGUCAAGUUGGGUGGUAAAAAAGAAGGGUCCAGUUUUCCAAGCUGUUACCACACCCUUCAAUCUCAUUUUCACACUCAUUGGCUCAGAAUUUCUUUUGAAUGAUGGAGUUAGCUUGGGAAGUAUAAUAGGUGCCAUGUUGCUGAUCUUGAGCCUUUAUAGUGUUUUAUGGGGAAAACGGAAGGAAAUGAGUUGCCAGGAUACAGAAAACAAGACUGAUUCUGUUUCAAUGGAAAAGGAAAUGUUAGAUCACAUUUGAAUUUUGUAGGAUAUGUAAUUGUUGAUGUUCGUAUCAGUUGACUUAUACUUAACCAAGUUAUUAUACUAGAAGCGACUCGUUCGUAUUGGGAACCACC